This is a messenger RNA of Gallus gallus (chicken), 7790 nucleotides long. It is a transcript of the gene GZF1L, whose product is annotated as GDNF inducible zinc finger protein 1-like. Gene Ontology annotation, molecular function: protein binding. The transcript has 6 exons. Bases 4821 to 7559 code for a protein of 912 amino acids. Gene Ontology annotation, biological process: regulation of cytokine production; regulation of immune system process; negative regulation of transcription by RNA polymerase II. The record is from RefSeq and is a predicted model, not a curated record. Lineage: Eukaryota; Metazoa; Chordata; Aves; Galliformes; Phasianidae. Gene Ontology annotation, cellular component: nucleus.
GGGCAGGCGGGCAGGACCAUUGCGCUGAAGAGCGGGGAAAAGGUGGUUUCUCCCAGAGGCGGUGUGAGAGGAGCGCGGCAGCCGCGACCCGCGCGUGGGGCACGGUAGGGUAAGGGCGGCGGCGAGCCCGGCUGGGACCGAGGGGUCGGUGAGAGCACCUGGACACCCAUCCCCCCGGGGACUGCCGCGAGGGAGGGCCGAGAGCUGCCUGGACCGCGGGCCGGGCUCGACGCCUCGUGAGGGAGCGUGGCGGCGGCGAGGCCUGGGCGCUGGGGCGGGGCCUGGGGCGAAGCUUGGGGUGUGCGAGGUGUCCCAGCCCCACGGCCUGGGUGGGUAGCCUCGAUUUUCUCACAGAAUGAGCGAUUUGAAUUCAUUUCUGGCUGUGACAGGUGUGGUGUGGGUGUUCUCGCUGUUCUGACAGCUUGCUAGACCCAGUGUGGGAAUUUGUGUGAAUAAACCUGAUUUUCCAGGUGAUUAAUGCAGGUGAGUAACUCCAGCACUUAUUUAUGCCCUCUUCAUGUUCUUUUUCACUUACGGUAGUUAAUUAUCUUCCUGUCAUUCACAUUUUAUCAUCACAGUCACUCUCGAAAUGCUAUCUGACUUGACAGGGGGGAAAAAAAGACAAGAAAUCUACCCGCCUUCAUCUUGGGAAAGUUUUAGCCAAUGCAUCCAGAAGUACAACUAUGCUCUCAUGCUGUGCUCAAUAGCAGCACUUCAUAGAGGUAUUUGGGCUGUUUCUGCAGAGAAUAGCUGGUCAAAGGAGGUCUCAUUUUCUUCUCACUCUGUCAGUAGGUAAGGGGUUCCUAUAUGCAAGCAGCUGUCAAGAGCGUAAAGGAUCUCUCCCUGGGAAUAUAAGUUAGGGAGUGAGUUCCUCUUUACUUCCCCAGUGAGAAAUUUAGAAUUUAAAAGACCUGGGGAGACUCAAGCAACCAAAGAUUAUGUGUACUUUGCAAAAAACAGGGCAUGAAAUAAAUUGAGUGGCAUGCUUAUCGAGAAUUGUGGCUUUAGACCUUUCUUGUAUUUUUUUUUUUCCCCAGAUAGAUGGGGAUACUGUUACUGUCUUCACUUAAGGUGGGCUGUACUGUAUCACAUCAGUUAAGGCUCUGGCCUAUAAAAAUUUCCAAGUGGAGGUGAUCAAUGGAAGUCAAGAAACAAUUCUGGUUUAGAAACAUUUACUGUUGCUCUUACAGAAGCAGUUUUCCUGUUUUCAUUUAACUAGAGAGAUACUGUUGAAUGCAUCAUUGUAGUAUUAAAAAAAAAAAAAAAAGAGGGGCACAGAACAAAACAUAAAUCUCUUCUUGAGGAUUAGAAGCCACUGCUAGGCUUUGGUUUUGAAAAUAGCUGGACUUAUUCCAGUGGCGUUAUUAGGUUCUGUAAUUGAAUAGAAAUAUGCUUUGGCUUUUGCGGUGGUUCUUUUAGGCUCAUUUUCUGGAAGUCUUGCAUCCAUCCAAAUUCUUUGAGUCCCCGGAAGUCAGUGUCUGAAGCUAGCAACUUGCUGCCUGAUCUUGGAAGUGGCUCCAAGGUAAAGCAGAAUGAUAUUCAUUAGGGCUGUUAUCUUCUUGCCUCCUCGUUUUUGCUACUGGUUUUGUGAGCCACAAGCAGUUUAGUGUUCUGCCACACUGCAGGGUUAAGGUUAUGUAUAUAAGGCAUAUAUAAGUCCUGCAGGAAAGAGAAGUGCCAAUUGUUCUGAGAUUUGGGCUGGCUAAAGCAAAAGGGAUUGGGGAAGCUUGCUUUAAUGGUGUGGCUGGGAGCCAAAGUUAGGAUUAUGAACACCGAGGUGUCUUGUGUUCAUAUGUGGAAGGACCAGAUUAAGCGUUAUACUAAUAAUUAUGUUACCAUUAUUUUUUCUAUUUGAUUGCUGGCUGUUAUUUCAAGCCAGCAUUAACUCAUAAUGCAUAAAAUGCAUCCUUCUCUUUGAUUAAAUAAGGGAAUGAAUUACCACAGUUCUGUCACCCUUGUUCUUAUUUCUUAGGGUGGGAAUUCCUCAUAAAUUUUCUCUUGUCAAUAAGCUUUAAUGACAUAUAAAGAAUAGGGGGGAAACAGUUUUCUUAAUCCACUGGGGAUAAGAAGCUGCUCUCUUACCCCACAAAGGAAAGCAGCUUACUUAAAAACUCUCUACUGACAAGUUUUCAGGAAAAAAGAAAUAAUAAGAAGAAAGCAGCUUAGAUACUGUUUCAAUACCACUGCAACGUUGCAUUCUGAUCUCCAUCUCAUGAAAGUAAAAUGUGAGAAAACAAAUUAUUCAACACUACUUGAGAAAACUCAAGUUAAGUUUCCUGUCCAAGCAGUAAUAAAAAGUAGUCUCGUUUUCUUCUGAAGAAGCAAAAAGGUGAGAAUUGAUUUAUUUGUGGUAUUUUUUUCAUUAGAAAGACAUUUCAGUAAACAGUUCCCAGGCUGAUUUAAUCUAGAACCAGAUGAACUGACGAGAUCAUGUUGGAACAAACCUCUCUGUUUGGCUCUGUAUCAGAUAUAAGUGUUAGCUGAGUUCACAUGUGAGCGUGUACUGAGAAUUUAUCUCAGAUGGGGAUCUUAAAAAGGAGGAGGAGAAAAUUAGCACAUGCUCUGCUCAUUGAUUUCCUUAAGCGCUACUGAUCACUGAGCUUCUCAAUGCUAGGUCAGCUCUGCUCAGGCCUGAGGAAUGAUGUUGUGCUGGAAAACAGUGAGAAGAGCAAGCUAGGGGACAGAUUAGGUGGUAGAUUUUGUGAAUUUGUGGGCUAAAUAUAAGCAUUAGCCCCUGGAUCUGCAUUUCUUCCUGCAGCUUGCAAGCGCUCCCUGUUUCUUCUACAGGGUGAAUAUUUAGUAGUAGCUGGGCUUUCAGCAGGUUGCAAAAAUCAUGAUCAACACAAGGUGCAAAACAGUUCUGAAUGCAUUCACUAAGACUGUCAUUGCAGUUGAGAAUUCGUAAGGCACAGGAAGUAUUAAAUAGAUGUUUGGAGGAAUCUGAAUAUAAGCAGUCCUUUUCUGUUAGAAUUUAGUCAAUGCUAUUUUGCACAUCCCUCCACAAUUUCAGUGGUCUCUUUCAACACCUGCCUUGUCUUUUUACCCAUUCUUAUGGCUACUUCUUCAAAGUGUUUGUCUUUUAAUAACUUCUGUUUGAUUGUUUGUUUUCUUUGAGUAAACAUCUUUGAACUGGCAGACAGGGGAGGCAGGAGGUUCUGCACCAGCUGAGCAGGAAGGCUGAAUCCCAAGCAAUCCCGGUGAUUGGGGUGGGAUUUCUCAACAAGAGCUCAUAGGAGAGAGGACUCAGGAUCAAACACUUAACUGAGUGCAGAUAUUGAGGUUUUGCAUAACUCACACUUACAGACAUUCAGUGUGUAGUAGAAAUCUCCUUUGUUUCCUAAGAACGUUACAAUAUAUAUUCCAGUGACUCUUAGCGGCACCUUUAGAAAAUCAACUGAAACCUGUAAAUGCAGUUUUUAAAACAUUAUUUGGGAUGUCACAAGUUAUGAAUCAUGCCUUACAGAUUAGAAGAUGAUUAUCCUUUGUUGUGCUUGCUGCAGUAGCUUGUAAUAGGAGGAGUAUUCUCAAAGCUAUCUCUUAAGCUUGCUAUUCAAUCUGUUCUCUCUAGGCUUUGUAUUGUAUUCAGCUUCCUAGUGCUGUAGACACAAGUGCUUGAAGACACAUUUGUCUUUUUAAUCAGACAGCUUAUAUCUGCCAGGAAUGUAUUUAAUGUAAUGUCAAACAUAAUUCAGAUGAAGAGUGAAAGCAAGCACAGCAAGCCAACCCUAAGCAGAGCCUUUAAGUAAUAGCAUGCUGCUUUGUCUGUUUAUUUUGGCCUAACAUUCCUCCCUUGGUGACAGAUCUGUUGCAAAUGCGCUAAAUAACAGGCAUUUAGAAACUAUGUUGUAUCAGCAAUAUAAGCUUAGAAUAUCAGAUUGUACCAGGUCGUGUAUUAUAGGAGCAUCUGAAGGCUUCAGUAAGGGUGUCAGCAGUGUUGCUGUGCUUUAUGGGCAAGGGUAAAUGAGACUUCUUGUUCCAGAGUUAUAGGUGUUGUAUAUGGGUUGAGAUAGGAAAGCCACAGUGCUCUCAGGCAUGUGGUUUACUGUAAUGAUGCGUAGCAUCUGUCCCUAGAGCUGAUGGGAAAGUGCAAAUUGUUCUUUGUGAAAUCAUCAAGAUGUCAGAAAACUUCUGACCCCUCUGUUUGAUGACUGAGAAGGAGCAAGCUGUUUGGAAACAUUUUCCAAAUAAAAUACUACUACCUCCUCUGAGGAAAAAGAAAAGUAUAUAUUUCCAGAUACGUAAUUUGUCCCUGUACAUUUUCUGCAUUUCUUGUAAGUGCCUGAAUACAAUAUAAGCUUACUAAUUUUCAUUUUUAACCACCAGGUCUGAUUGUUUAUGUGAAGGGGAGCGAAACAGAAACAAAAUUGGUUGAGUUUCAGAGAUUUCUGCCCUGCUUUGGACGGGGGGGCUGCCUGUCACAGUGAGUAGAGCCUGGUGUGGGAUUGUCAAAACACAGGCUUUGCUUUAACACCAGCCUGGAAACAACUGGAAGUGACCUGCUAUACUUAGGUUCCCCCAUCGAUACAACAGACAUGGGGAAGGUUGCUUAGUUUUAUUGUGAAUUGCUGUGACCUCUGUUGUUGAAAAGUGCUUAUAUGAAGUGUCCUGUUAUUAUGUUACUCACAUUUUGUUACUGUUACCAUCUGUACUCCAGAAUAUUGGCUCUGAAGGAUUAUCCUAGAGUGUAAAUCUAAAUCUGUGACCGCAAUAAACCAUAAUCUCUGUUUGCUGAUGACAGUUGCAUUGACAGAAGUAACCUUGGUGCCUUCAGUACAUCUUGUAAAUUGGGAAUUGGAACACAGCUCUCCACUGAGCUUUUUAUGAUGGAGAAGAAGAAAAUUCUAAUGAAAUCCAAGGUUGCAGCUCCUAAUCUCCUGAGGGCACUGCAUUCUCUGUACCAGUUCGGUCACCUCUGUGACGUGACAGUUCACACGCAACAUCUAGGAAUUCAGGAGGAGUUUCUGGUUCACAAAGCUGUCUUGGCAGCUUCCAGCAACUAUUUUAAGGGGCUUUUCCUGCAUGAUGGGAUGCUGGACACCAAGAAUUGCACAGUGACUCUGCAAGACAUUUACACAGAAGAGUUCACCUCCUUUCUGGAAUUUGUCUAUACUGCAGAAGUAGAGAUUGAAGCGGGAAAACUGCAACGAAUGAAAGAAAUAGCAGAAAGGCUUGAGUGCAAGGACUUGCUUGACAUUUGUGAAGAAGUGAGAGCAGAGGGAAAGAAGGGUUUAGAUUUGAGCCUCCAUCUGAAAAGUCAGCUGUGUGAAAAUGGUGUGCCACAGUGGCCUUGCAUCCAGCAAGAGGAGAACCGCAAACUGAGUAGCUGUUCCCAAGUGGUGGCAGUACCUAUGCAGAGGAAACUCUGGGAGAGACAAAAGUGUAACAAGUUACUGGCUGGUUAUGAGCUCACUGAAGGCCAACCAGCAAAUUUGGAGCAAGAGGGCACUGCUUUUCCACAGCAAAAAUCUAGGACAAUAGAGCUACCUAAAUGUGACAGAACAGACAACAGAGGCAGAUUUGGCAUGGAUGUCAUUAGUCUGGAGCAGAGGAAUACUCAUUCUCCUGUGAGUCAGACUGUGUCAAAGGAAGCCUGUGUAGUAAUUAGGGAUAUGCUGUCCGAGCAGUGGGAAGACGGAAACAGUUUAAUUUCUGAUCUUAGCAGUAAAACCAAACGUAGGAGAUCACUGCGGCGUGUAGCAAAAGUCUUGCCAGAGAUUGCUUGUGAGAAGUGCAAUGAAUCAUUCCACGUUAUCAAGCAGUACCAGUUGCAUAUGGAGCUCAAGCAUGGAGUUAAUCUGUCUGUCAAGUACAGCUGCAACAUGUGCGAGCAGCUCUUCUCCAGUCACCAGAACCUGAGGCAACAUUGCCUCACUGUUCAUAGUGCUGAGCGGGGCUUCUCUUGUGUGUUUUGUGACAAGAAGUUUAAGCAUCAGAAAGACAGAAAUGACCAUAUCCAGAGGGUGCAUGAGAAGCAGAGGGAUCCACAGGCAUGCCCAUACUGUGACAAGGUCAUCAGCUCCAAGUGUGGCCUGACAGUCCACAUCCGAACACACACAGGAGAGAAACCUUAUAAAUGUGAGUGCUGCCCUGCCAGCUUUGCUCACAGGUCCGCUUACAAGACUCAUAUAAGAAAAAUCCAUGAAUCUGGGCAAGAGAGGAAACUUAUGCCUGUCUACUGGAUGGUAGUUCCACCUACACACAGACCAAAUGCAGCAAGCAAAGAUAGUGAUAGGGAGAUAUGGGAUGGGAUGUCAGAGGCUGAACUAGAAAAGAGUGCAAUGCACAAAGAGUCUGCAAGUUGUGAGGAAGAGCCUGCAAGGCCACCUGUUACACAGACAGACUGUAGUGAACUGCAAGAACAGAAGCAGAAAUGUACGGAAGCUCAAAGAGGAACGGAAACACUGAGUGAAGAAGGGAAUGAAGCUGAAGGUGAGAAGAGUGUGAAGGGAGAGGAGGAGGGAGUUCAUGAUGCAGAGUAUUCAGAUGUUGAAGAUUCUAGAGAUAAUGAUGAAGCCUGUACUGAGGAAGAUGAUGAGGAUGAUGAAUGCUCCAAUGAAAAAUGUGCUGAAGAAUGUGAAUCAGCUGAAGAAUUUAAAAUAAAGAAGGUAAAUAGAAGUGGGGUGAAUAAGAAAUCCGCGUAUGUAAUAAGAUGCAAUAAGUGUAAUGAGCAGUUUGUUUCCCGGAAAAAGUAUGUGGAUCACUGCAGGGAUAUCCAUCAGUGCUUGCCUGGUAAAGUCUAUCAGUGUGACAUCUGCAGCAAGUCAUUUGCUAGUUACAACAGCUGGAAGGAGCACCGAGCAUGCGUCCACACUGAUGAAAGGCAGUUUGCCUGCAGCCUUUGCAAUGCUACUUUUAAAAGAAAGAGGGAUGUGAGGACACAUUAUGUGCGGAAGCAUGAAGGCAGAGUCAAACGCCCUCUCUGCUCUGUCUGUGGGAAGAUCCUCAGCUCCCGAACAGCACUAGUGUUUCACAUGCGGACACAUACAGGAGAAAAACCUUAUGAAUGUGGCAUUUGUCAUUCAAAAUUUGCUCAGCCAUCACAGCUUAAGAUCCAUACCAGAUCCCAUACAGGGGAAAAACCAUAUGUUUGUGAGGACUGUGGUGCUUGCUUUGCUGAUAAAGGGAAACUCACUGGCCACAAAAGGACACACACGGAGACCCGUCCGUAUUUCUGUGAACAGUGUGGAAAAACAUUCACCCAGCAGGGCGCUCUCCGGCGCCAUCAGCGUAUUCAUACUGGGGAGAAGCCCUACAAGUGCAGAGCAUGUGAGAGAACUUUCACAGACAUGUCCACCCUGCGGAGACACGUGUCGAUUCACGACCGAAAUGCUCACUGGAGAAGCUUCCUAAUAGACCUAACAACCAAAAAAACCCACAACUGGUCCAAAAUAGAGACAUUCUCAGGAGCCUGUAUGGGCGAAGACUCCGUACCAGAAAUUUGGUCAGUUGACCGAGGUAAACUUUAUAAACCAGAAAGCGUCAUUCUUAAACAGAUACAGCAUGUGCCACCUGGCGUUAGCAACACAGAAGGCACCGACCGCUCCGUCCUCUGCCUGUAACGCCGUGUCACCAGGAGGCCGUGCAGGCGGGGAAGGCUUCACGAGGCGUACUGCGGGUAUUUAGGCCCGGGCAGGUUUUAGCUCUGUGUACAGCUUCAUUUUCUUACAAAGUUGUGACUGCAUCACACGGUAUCUCUUUAGGAAAGCGUACGCGGAUGUAUAUGUGCGCAGGUGCCGUGCUGUCACUGCACGUCACUGCGGGUUUUUUAAUAAAGAUGCGCUGUCCCCUCA